Molecule: messenger RNA, 1202 nt
Organism: Sciurus carolinensis (gray squirrel)
Lineage: Eukaryota; Metazoa; Chordata; Mammalia; Rodentia; Sciuridae
Gene: Gon7
Product: GON7 subunit of KEOPS complex
Exons: 2
Coding region: 65-361 (98 amino acids)
Cellular component (GO): EKC/KEOPS complex
Source: RefSeq, a predicted model, not a curated record
GCGGCUGGUUUCCGCUUCCGGGCGGCGCUUUUCCGUGGCGCGCUCUUAAAGCUAAGCGGUCGUCAUGGAGCUUUCGGGAGAGUACGUCGGACCCGACGGAGAGCAGGAGCGGCUGCGGGUAUUCUGUGACGGGUCGGGAGACGCCGACUCUCUUCAGAACCUGUUGUCGGGCGUGACCCAAAUGAAGGAGCUGGUAUCCGACUUCUUCGGUCCCCUGGCACAGCCGGAAGCGCAGGGCCGCGUGGCCCGAGACGAGGCGUUGGACGGUGAUGAUGAAGAUGAUGCAGAAGAUGAAAAUAACAUUGAUAAAAGAACUAACUCAGAUGGACCAUCUGCAAAACGGCCAAAACUACCUUCUUAGCUAUAACUUUUAUGAAAUUUAAAAGACUGCUGCUACAUCCUAGUUAUGAUACACUGAUAUUAAGGAAGACUUAUGCUUCAUUUUGAGAAAGCACUUAAUCUGUGUCCCCUGUGACAGAUUUCUCAGAGAGAGAAGUUGCUUCUGUUUCUAGCAGAGAAAGAUACAAUAAAUGUUUAGGAAUGAAGUCUGUUUUCUUGAGUGAGAAAUUUCAAGCCAUAGAAAUGAAACAGAAUACUUAAGAAUGUAUAAAAUCCUCCAACUUGGCAACUGAAUUUUCAUCAUUGUUUUGUUUUAAAAUAGCUACUGAAUUUAAAUUGUGGGAUGUCUACGCCUCUUAGAUUCUGUUAUACAAGAACAUGUCAUGAAUCAUAGGCAACAAUAUUUCAAAGAACUAAAAGAACUGAUGGCAGAAAUUGGCUAUUAAAUGUUGGAAUGUCAAUUCUUUGUAAGUAGAAGGAAAAAUAAGGAAAUAGAAAUACUGAAGAGAAAGGAAGACCUUGAGAGUGACGCCAAGGAAAUGUUGAAUUCACAUCUAUAUAGCCUUUACAUAGACAACCAGAGAUGAUCCCUCACAGGGUGAAUUAAUCUUCUGACUUAUCUGGGAACUUGAGAUACAAGAUGGGGGGAUGUUUUUGUGCCAUAAUUUGGUAUAUGUAUAAGUACAAAUGAGACCUAAGUAAACCAGAUUUGUUGACUGUAAUUUAACUAUUUCCCCUCCACUUGUAGCCAUACUUUGGUUUUACUUAACAAAGAACUGUUGAAACAUUUAAAAAUAUAUAUUCCUAAAAUAUUUGUGUGUGUGUUUCUGCUUAUCAGUGGAAUAAAGGCAUUUUUAAUUUAC